Messenger RNA from Erigeron canadensis, 2580 nucleotides. RefSeq lists its product as uncharacterized. The record is from RefSeq and is a predicted model, not a curated record. The transcript has 2 exons. Gene Ontology annotation, biological process: DNA integration. Gene Ontology annotation, molecular function: RNA-DNA hybrid ribonuclease activity; nucleic acid binding. The coding region runs from base 1 to 2580 and encodes 859 amino acids. Lineage: Eukaryota; Viridiplantae; Streptophyta; Magnoliopsida; Asterales; Asteraceae.
AUGGUAAGGAAAUAUGAUGGAGGCUGGAGAAUGUGUGUUGACUUCACUGACAUCAACAAAGCUUGUCCUAAGGACUGUUAUCCACUUCCGGAAAUCGAUUGGAAGGUAGAGUCUCUCGUAGGCUUCCGCUUAAAAUGUUUUUUAGACGCUUACAAAGGCUAUCAUCAAAUUCAAAUGCACCUGGAUGAUGAGGACAAAACAGCUUUUUACAUGUCGGAAGGGAUUUUUUGUUACAAAAGAAUGCCAUUUGGUUUAAAAAACGCAGGGGCAACAUACCAAAGAUUGGUAGAUAGGGCAUUUGGAAGGCAAAUAGGGAGAAACUUGGAAGUUUAUGUAAAUGAUAUGGUAAUAAAAAGCAGAAGCGAAGAGGAUAUGUUUGUAGACAUUGAAGAAACGUUCAAGACGCUCCGCUCCAUCAACAUGAAGUUAAAUCCUAAAAAAUGUUCUUUUGGAGUCGAAGAGGGCCAAUUUUUGGGGCAUAUGAUUACAAAAGAAGGAUUUCGAGCUGAUCCAGAAAAGGUUAAGGAUAUUCAAAGUAUGAAGCCUCCGCAGGCUCUCAAGGAGAUUCAAAGCCUCAAUGGCAAGCUCGCAGCCCUCCAUCGUUUUUUGUCCAAGUCAGCAGAUAAAUCCCUCCCUUUUUUCCAUACCCUUAAAGGUUGUCUGGAAAAGCAAAAUUUCAAGUGGACGGAGGGAGCGCAAAAAGCUUUCACGGAGUUAAAAGAUUAUCUUUGCCAACUGCCAACCAAGACGGCCCCAAUUCCUGGAGAAACUCUCCAAAUGUACUUAGCAGCUUCCGAAGAAACCAUAAGCGCAGUGCUAAUAGCAAGUAGGAAAGGAACUCAACAGCCAAUAUACUAUGUAAGCAGGGUUUUGCAGACUCCGGAAAUGAGAUAUCCUGAAAUUGAAAAGUUGACCCUUGCUUUAGUACACGCAGCCCAAAGGCUACGACGCUAUUUUCAAGCACAUCCCAUUCAGGUGCUAACGGACAAACCCAUUAAGCAAGUCUUAACAAGGCCGGAGGUUUCGGGGAGAUUGGCAAAGUGGGCAGUGGAACUAGGAGAACACGAGAUUGAGUUCAAGCCCAGAAGUGCAAUUAAAGGCCAAAUAUUAGCAUACUUCCUGGCAGAAGUUCCGGUAACCAAAACACAAAAUAAGAGAAAGAUCCUACAAGAUGCAAAAUCGGAAGAGUCGGAGGAGGCACCUGUGUCAGAAACUUGGAAACUUUUCACCGACGGAGCCUCCAGCAUGGAUGGCUCCGGAGCAGGGCUCAUUUUGACAAACCCGGAAGGACAUGAAUUCACUUAUGCUCUCCGUUUUGAUUUCAAGGCCUCAAACAACGCUGCAGAAUUCACUGAAGCACUUUUGGCGGGACUACGAAUUGCAAGACAAAUGAAAGUUGAGCAUAUCCAUGUUUGCGUAGACUCCCAAAUAGUGGCCUUUCAGGUAGAUGGGACGUAUGAGGCAAAAGAUCCAGCAAUGAAGAAAUAUUUGGAAAAGGUAAGGCAAAUAAGGAAAAAUUUUAAAACAUUCCGGAUACAAAACAUUAGCCGAAGCCGUAACAAAAUUGCUGAUGCUUUAAGCAAACUAGCCUCCACCUCCUUCACCCAUCUAACCAAAGAGGUACUUGUUGAAACCCUACCAAAAAGCUCUAUGGAAGAAGAAGUCAUGGUGGCACUUGUUGAAGAGGAGGACCAAAAUUGGACAACCCCGAUAAUCGAGUAUUUGACAAGUGGUAUACUGCCAGCAAACAAAGACGAGGCAAGGAAAGUUAGGAUCAAAGCUCCGCAAUAUAUUCUCCGAGAGGAAGGACUUUAUCGAAAAUCUUAUCUGGGACCACUAUUAAGAUGCGUGGGCCCAAAUCAAGCAAAAAUGAUCAUUGAAGAAAUACAUCAAGGAUGCUGCGGAGCCCACACCGGCCCCAGAAUGGUGGUGGCAAAAAUUACAAAAAUGGUUCCGAAGGCUCCGAAGCAUGAACUCAUUCCGGUAACGGCGGCAUGGCCUUUCUCUAAAUGGGGCAUUAACAUAGUCGGACCCUUUCCGCAGGCUCCGGGGCGUGUAAAGUUUUUGGUUGUAGCAGUGGACUACUUCACAAAAUGGAUUGAAGCCAAACCUUUGGUCACGAUUUCAGGUAAACAAAUGGAAAAAUUCGUAUGGGAACAAGUGGUGACACGAUUCGGAAUACCUCAAGUCAUAAUCAGUGACAAUGGAAAACAAUUCAGCCAAGGAAUUUUCCCACAAUUUUGCAAAAAUCUGGAAAUUCAACAACGCUUUACAUCCGUAGCCCACCCACAAGCCAACGGACAAGUCGAAGCCAUGAACAAACAGAUUGUCCACGGAAUCAAGACAAGGUUUGGAAGAUGCCAAAAUGGAUGGCUGGACGGGCUGCAUCAAGUAUUAGGGGCCCUACGCAUGACGCCAAAAACAAGUAACGGGGAAACCCCAUUCAGCCUUGUGUGCCAACCAUUCACAGAUUCAACGGUGAAAAAGAAAAUGAAGAACAACUUCGACAAAACUUACAUGUGCUUGAAGAAAGGAGAUAAAAAACUUCGAUUAGGGAAGCAACUUACAAGGCACAAAUAA